AUGUCGUCUAAAAGAAAACGCGUAGUACUUACUAUCAAAGAAAAAAUUGACAUCAUUGCACAAUCGAAAAGUGGUGAAACAGGCCGAGCAUUAGCAGAAAAGUACGGUGUUGGAACAUCGACAAUUUCAGAUAUAAAAAAAAAUGCGGACUCUAUCCUUAGGUACGUGGAUAAUCUCGAUAAUAAAGAAGACACAUUGACACGUAAAAUGAUGAAAAAAUAUAAGACUGAAGUUUUAGAAGAUGUCGAAUUUACUGGUUUCGUGCAGAACAAUGUUUUUGGAUUUAUCGUGGGACCUAGCUACUUUGAAGAAAAAGUUAACAAUGUAGCAGACUAA
Molecule: messenger RNA, 336 nt
Organism: Melanaphis sacchari
Lineage: Eukaryota; Metazoa; Arthropoda; Insecta; Hemiptera; Aphididae
Product: tigger transposable element-derived protein 2-like
Exons: 1
Coding region: 1-336 (111 amino acids)
Molecular function (GO): DNA binding
Source: RefSeq, a predicted model, not a curated record